Aspergillus alliaceus is the source of this 1825-nucleotide messenger RNA. Its product is annotated as MFS transporter. The transcript has 5 exons. The record is from RefSeq and is a predicted model, not a curated record. Lineage: Eukaryota; Fungi; Ascomycota; Eurotiomycetes; Eurotiales; Aspergillaceae. Gene Ontology annotation, molecular function: transmembrane transporter activity. Gene Ontology annotation, biological process: transmembrane transport. The coding region runs from base 248 to 1705 and encodes 485 amino acids.
CCGGGAUAUCCAGCCCAAGUCAUUCCUCCACUGGCAUUCCCCACUCGAUGGCUUUGGAGAACGAGAUAAAAGAGCAAUCAGGGCUGAAUGCUAUAAUCCAAUGAUCUAUGUUUCUGCUCCUCCUUUUCAUCCUUUCAUUUUGACCCGCAGAUAGGAUAAUCAUAGUAGGAGUCAAACAUCGGAUAGAGGUAGUGAGUUUUACUCGUCAUCGACGUCCCCCAGUCGCCACCCUUUAUCAUUUUACGCCAUGGACGCCUGGGGCUACAGAUGGCGUUCCGCGAAGCCUCUCAUCAUUACCACCGUCACCAUUGCCUUGUUCGCUGAAGCAUUUCUGUAUAGUUUCAUUAUCCCUAUCCUGAGCUACAUGCUGGAAGUCCGUCUAAACAUUGAUCCAUCCGAAACGCAGUGGUAUACCACCGCCUUGCUCACUCUCCACGGUCUGGUCGCUCUCGUGGUUGCACCGCCAAUUGCCCAUUUCACCGACAAGACCCCCAACCGCAAGACACCCUUCCUGAUUUCCCUCGCAGCAUCUCUAGUCGGGACAUAUUUGGUUGCACUCUCAUCAUCAGUUUGGGUGCUCUAUCUCGGUCGCGUGGUGCAAGGGGUCGCUGGAUCAGCCUCCUGGAUUGUGGGCUAUGCCACCUUAGCAGAUAACGUCAGACAAGAAGAUAUGGGGAAGGCUAUGGGGGUGACCACGGCCUUUUCGCUUUUGGGCCUCGUCGCGGGACCUACGAUCAGCGGAACACUCCUCCAGCUCCUGGGAUACUGGACCGCCUGGACCGCUCCCCUGGCAGUUCUUGUCCUCAAUUUUAUCUUCCGCCUUGUCAUGCUCGAGAGGCGAGAUGGUCUCUCCCAUGUUCCUGGUCCCCGCGCGGUGGCUUCAUCCCCGUCAACUGUCUCACCAAGAGUUGGGGAGCCACAAGGCCAGGACGAGGUGUCUGCAUUGCUUCCGUCGUCAUCCUCGCAUGGUUAUUUGUCUUUCAACGCGGAGCCUCCCAAGGCUGAUCCGUCAGAUGGCCCUGAGCAACGCCCCGGAUUUUAUGCCGCCAUGUUGAGAGAGCCCCGCAUCCUUACAGGGGCAGCCAACAUCCUCCUAUUAUACAUUAUCACAGCCGGUUUUAGCACAACGCUGCCUCUCCACAUGCGUCGUAUAUUUCAUUGGGAAAGCAUGACUGUGGGACUGAUCUUUCUCGGUCUGCAGCUCCCUCAAGUAAUUCUCAGUCCACUAGUCGGGUUUCUCCGCGACCGUCUAGGGUAUCGUUAUCUAACUACAGUCGGCUGGAUCAUCUUGGCUCCAUUGCUCUGCCUGCUCGGGGUCCCUGGCUCUACCACUUUUUCCUGGAGCCGCCCUGAAACCCAUGGAAAAGCCACCUUUGUUACGUGUAUCGCUGGUAUCGGUGUCAUUCUCAGCCUGGUCCGUGGUGGGGGAGCGUUGCAGAUGACCGGGGUCAUGCAUGAACUACAGUCAAAGGAUCCGACGGUCUUCGGUGAUUAUGGGGCGAGCUCCCGUCUGUUCUCUUUGAUUGAGAUUUUCUUCAACCUAGGAUUGAUACUAGGCCCUUUGCUCUCUGGACUUCUAGUCGAGGCCCUUAGCUUCUACUAUACGUGGUGUUUGUUCGGUGGGGUUUCCCUUGUUGUUGCUUUUUUCACUUUAUACUUUUUCGACAGUGGGCUCCCAGCUCAGCAGGCUGAACCUACAGCCUGACGAGAUAGCAUCCACCACGUUAAUCCACCCUUAGUGGAAUAUCAGGCUCAGGACUUAUGUUGGUAAUUUCUUGCAUUACUUGUCGCGUUCGAACCUCAGUAAGGAAUUGUUCUUCGAACU